Hirsutella rhossiliensis is the source of this 5535-nucleotide messenger RNA. Its product is annotated as ankyrin repeats (3 copies) domain-containing protein. The transcript is spliced from 3 exons. The record is from RefSeq and is a predicted model, not a curated record. Gene Ontology annotation, molecular function: protein binding. Lineage: Eukaryota; Fungi; Ascomycota; Sordariomycetes; Hypocreales; Ophiocordycipitaceae. Bases 1 to 5535 code for a protein of 1844 amino acids.
AUGUCGCCCUGCACCCCAAACGACCGCCAGCGGCGCAUCAUCCAGCUCUCCCAGCAAUGGGACAUAGUCCUGCCCCCGGCUCCCGCGCCGCUCACCCGUCCGCCGCACGCUCCAUCGUUUCGGACAUCGGCCGAUGACCAGACGGCCGAGGACCUCAUGCAGCGCCGCGCCGCCGAUGCCGCCCAGUACCGCCCCAAGUCGGGCCUCCGCCACGCCUUUUCCUCCGGCAACCUGAAGAAGGGCAAGAACUGGGAUCCCCGAGAGACCCUCGAGGUCCUGACCGCCUGGGUCGCCAAUGCCGGCUCUCCUGGUGUGGCCGAGGCCCUCAUCGCUAAGCUGGCCGCGGCCGGCGUCGAUCUUGGCGCUUCGCAGAAGCACAAGACGGGCAUCCUCAGCAGACGCCGCAGCGUCGACUCCUUUGAAGACCGCGCCCGCCUGCUGAGGCUCGCCGUCGAUGGCAGGCAGUAUGACCUCGCCCAGGUCCUGCUUCCUCACGCCGACUCCUUUGCCAUCGACGCCUGUUUGCCCGCAGCCAUCCGCGGCGGCGACACGGCCAUGGUCGAGCUUCUCCUGGCCUAUGGCGCCAGCGCGGCCCAGUCUCCCGAUGGCCAGGACGCAUUUCGCCAAGCGUGUGUCAUCCACGGCCAAUCGCACUUGAUCAGCCUCGUCCUCCGCUCCGACGGUCGCCCCCCGCCCGCCUGGACUUCGGCCUCCAUGUGCGACGCCGCGCGCGCCGGCUGUCUGGAAACCGUCCUGCACCUCAGCCGCUCCACCGCAGACGGCAACCACAACCAAGCCGAGGCGCUCAAGUCCGCCGUCAGCUCGGCAAGGCGAGACAUUGCCCUGGCAAUUGUCAUGGGAAACCGACCCCCUCAAAGGCCAGGUCUGGACGAGGCCUUUCAGAUGCUCCAUGACCACUCGACCCUCAGCCCGUCCAUGAAGCUCGACCUAGCGGAGCUUCUCUUAUGCGCAGGCGCCGACGGCCUCGUCGUCGCCCAGGCACUUGAAAAGUCAUAUCAGUCUCAUUCCGUCGAAAUGGCAACCCUCCUGGCCGCCUACGGUGCUUCGGUGGAAUACAACGACGCCGCCGUAUUAAAGACGGCCAUCUCGCGCGGACAGGUCCACCUCGUCGAGUCGUUGCUCCGCGAUGGCGCCGUCCUCAGCCCUGCUCUGGCUUCGAGUUGCGUGCCGCUGAUCGAAAAGCAAGCGCCAUUCGACCAACGGCACGCCAUUCUCAGCCUGUUGCUUCGCAAAGGCGCUAACGGCGUCGUCCUCGACGACAUGUUGAUUGACGCUGCCGAGGCGGGCGACAUGAGCUCGCUGGACUUGCUGCUUACCCCUUACUUCUCUCUCCCACCCCACGCCUCUCCAAGCCCACACUCUCCAACUGCCCGGAACAAGCACGAGAUUGCGUCCGUCGACCACAAAUCUGGCGAGGCUCUCCGAACGACCGUGCUCCGCGGAGACAUUGAGAUGACGCAGACGCUCCUUGCCCGACACCCGUCGCAGCAAACGCUAUCGGCCGUGUUCCCUUUCACCAGAAAGCUCUCCAACGUGGACCGGUACCAGAUGGUCGAGUUGUUUCUGCAGAGAUCUUUAUCUGGCCCGUGUCUGCACGCCGCGCUCCACGACGCCAUCAACGAGGAUGUUUCCAAGAGGGACAAUUCUCUCAUCAAGUUGCUCCUCCGCUAUGACGCAGACGUCAACUACAGCCAGGGAUCGGGCUUGUCCUCCCUCAUCAAGCAAAAGGAUAUGGAGCUUCUUGGUGCCUUGCUCCAAAAGGCGUCUCCGCAAACGGCUGCAGCUCGCAUGCAAGACGUGAUGCAGGUUUCUGACCACCGGGUGCGUUACGACAUGAUGAUCUUGUUGCUCAAUGCCGGGGCCGUGAUUGGGGUCCAGGAGGUCGCCACAGCCUUGCUCGGAGCACUGUCGGAAAAGCCGGUCGACAUGUCUCUUCUGCGCCUGCUUCUUCGAGAAGGGGGUGCUGAUGUUAACCUCCUCGACGGCGCCGUUGUGAAGCAGGCCGUUGUCAAUCCGGAUCCCAAGGUGCUCGAGGAGGUCCUCGGUCAGGGAACACCGUCGGCCUCGUCAAUCACCCACAGCCUCAGAGAGCUGGUGCCUCUGUCAUCCACUGAAGGCAAGGCAAGAAAGCUGAACAUGAUCCUGUCCAAGUCGACGCGCCAGGAAGAUCUCAGCUGGGUGCUCGUUCACGAAGUACAGUCUGUCGCUCGAGGCAGUGCUGAAACAGCGUCUCUGUCCACGCUGAAACGUCUACUUGCCUCCGGGGCAGACCCAAACGCCUACAACGCCGCCGCUCUUUGCCACGCAGUCAUUGCGGCAAAGAUGCAAAUCGUUGAUAUCCUGUUCAACUGCGGCGUACCACCGAGCCCGCCAGCCUUGGGCGCUGCCCUGCCGCACGUGCUUCGCAUCCCGGAGCCGAUGGAGCGCUUGACCCUGGCGAAGAAGCUGGUACAGGCCGGUGCCAGCCCCCUCGAGAUCAACCGUGCCUUGACGCAUGCCAUCUCUACGUAUCCAACCGACAUAUCCCUCCUUAGUGCCCUAGCUGCCGGCGCUGACACUUCCGAUGGAGAGGCACUUGGUCUGUCCGCAUCCAUGGAGUCUCCCCAGGUCAUGGAUCUUCUGUUGGCUCGGUCAAAGUCCUCGGUCGAAGUCCGAAGCUCCGCCCUAGCCAAGGUCAUGGGAAUCAAGGACCGCGUUGCACGAGGCAAGAUGGGCCAGAGUCUCCUGGCUGCUGGUGUUUCGACCGAAUCGACUUCUAGCGCCCUGUUGAUCGCUGCUCGCGACGGAGACCUUAUGCUUGGCGACGUACUCAUAGCCCACGGUGCCAGUAUUACGAGCAACGACGGCCAGGCCAUUGUCGAAGCUUGCCGUGGGGGGUCCGUCGAGGUUUUGGGCGUGCUUCUGAAAGCAGAUGCGGAUACAAGCAUGAAGACCUUACUGGCAGGGUUUCAGGCCGCAACAGAAGUUGGCAGCCUGGGCAAGCGUGCCGUCAUCUUUGAACAUCUUUUGAAGAGGGGUGUCAGCGGCGAAGCGGUCGAUGCUCAGCUGGAAUCGGCUGCGAGGAGCGGGGACGAUGGUCAAGCAGUGCUCAAUGUUCUCCUCGCCUCGGGGGCUGACCCCAAUUUCAACAAUGGAGAAUGCGUGGUCCUGGCUACCAGGAGUGCAUUCGUUGGGAGCCUUGACCUUUUGCUUGGCCUGUCGCAUGAAGGACGAAACCGAAAAAGGGUGUCGCAGCUGAAUCUCGUCAGGGCUCUCAAGGCUUGCUGGGGCCUGGAGCGCGACUCUCGAUACCGCGUCGUUUGCAGCCUCGUAAAGGCUGGUUUACAGGUAACUGAGGACUUGCACACGGCACUCAACGAUGCCGUCAAUGAAGAGGACCCCGAGGAGCGCCUUAUACGGCUACUGCUCAACCAUGGCGCAUCUCCCUCCGCCAACGGAUGCAAGACCUUGGUAGACGCCGCGCGAAGCAUGUCGCCCUCAUCCUUAGCCCUCCUCCUUCAGCGAGAGCUGUCUAAGGAGGAUAUCACCCAAGCAUUCAGCCAAGCAUUCGCAUCCAACAAUUUCGAUGACUGGUUCACCGAGGUCGGGAUUGAGACCGCAAAAUUGCUCCUCAGCAGAGGCGUACACGCCGAGGCUUUGAGCUGUGCACUGGUUUCGAUCAUGAAAAGGUCGACGCCAGAGUCGAGGGACUUUGCUAAUCCUUUCUUCGACCUCUUGAUGGCACACGAACCCGACGUCGACUACAACGACGGCGAGCUCCUACAGCAGGCUGCCUCGAUGGCAGACGUGCCCUGGACGGCGAAGCUUCUCGAAUGUCACCCAUCGGCACACGCCCUGUCGGUGGCCUUCCAGUGCAUCUUCGACACCGUCCUCACCCAAGACGGUGUUUUGGACCUCUUCAAGAUGUUUGCAGAGUACCAGCAUGGCGAAGUUGGGAUUGACGUCAUGAUUGGGCUUCCGGGGUCCGAGCCGGUGCUCGUACGAGCAAUCAAGCAGUAUCCAAGAUCGACGGCCGUUUUGAGUACUUUGUUGGAUGCAGGCUUUUACCAUGACCAGGCAACCACCUGCAGCAUUGGCCCCGAGAUGGAAGAGGAAGAGGUCACGCUGCUGCUAUGGGCCAUUGCUCAGCCACAAAAGCGUGUCAGUUCAGCGGUGAUUGAGCUGCUUGUCGAACGCGGAGCCAAGGUGAAUGCGGAAGCAAGCAUGUCGCGAAGUACGCCACUCAUGAUUGCCGUACAAUCAAAACGACCGGAUCUCGUGAAGUUGUUGCUUCUCGAAGGUGCAGAUGUCGACGCCCUCGAUUCUCAAGGAAGAACGCCUCUUUCCAUGGCGACCAACAUGGGCGGAGACAUUGCCGUGCAAAUGAUGACCAGUCUGCUGGCGGCGGAACCUGCCAGAGACGACGGGUCCCUACACAACGCCGCCAGGGAUCUAAACUAUGCAGCAGUCAAGAUCCUCGUGCAGUCGGGCCAUGAUCCCGACUUCCCGAGCCCGUUGCAUGGAGGGAGAAGCGCCCUCGGCGAGGUCUGUCUUCGCGGAUCCGACGCUGGUGAAAUGACGGCGGAAAAGGAGCGAACCAUGCAAAGGGUGAUGGCCUUUCUCAUCGGUUCAAACUCCGACCUGACGCUUGAGUCAAACGGCAAGUCUUUGCUGCAUCUGUGCUUCGACGCGGCGGAUCCCGUCGUGACAAGCAGGGCGCUGCUUAAGAGUGGGAUGUGGAAGCAUGUCAACAAGCCGUUCAACCACCUCGUCUUCGAGGGGUACACGUACUCUCCCACAAUGUACAUCUCGAGAGCCCUGGCCCCUUCGAACUCCAACGCCGAGCUGCUUUCGGUGCUACGUGCCAGCCGAGCAACGGAUGUCUUCUACGCCAACGAGGGUCCUCAGCCUGACGGCGCCGUCGGACUGCCUGAGGACAUGGAAGUCCAGGAGCGAGCACGUAAAGCCCGCCUGGCGCGCAUGGCGGAGGAUACCGAAGACUUUUCCAUUGCCCUGGCGCGCAAGCGAGAGAUUGCCGGCGUUGAGCAGCAGAUUGCGGCGCAAAAGGCGGAAAUGGACGACGCUCGCCGCAGGAAGCUUCAUGGCGAGGAAAUCGCCUCGCUCCGCUCCCGCGCCCAGCUCGAGGAGUCGAUUGCCGGUGCCGCCCACCAGCGUCGGCUGGCGGAGCAACACGCAAUCGCCGACGCGUCCAUCGGUCGGUCGCGGGCGCUGGCGGCGACGGAGCUCGAGGCGGCAGAGUCGCGGCAACGCAAGGCGCUCGAGUGGGAGACGAAGCUCAACACGGAGCGCACCGAUAACGCCCGCGCCCUGAGCUCGAUCCGCAUCAGCGAGCGGCAGGAGCUGGAGAGAGUGGAGCAGGGAGCCGAGGCGCGCAUCAAGAACCGCCUCGAGGCGCAGCGCAAGCUCGUCGAGAGCCAGGAGAAGCUGGCCAAGCGGCUGGCCGACGGGCAGCCGGGGGGGGCGGCCAUGGGGAAUGCGAGGAGGCAGAUUGGCUACGUGACGGAGCUCAACUGA